Malaya genurostris is the source of this 12780-nucleotide messenger RNA. RefSeq names its product 1-phosphatidylinositol 4,5-bisphosphate phosphodiesterase classes I and II (gene Plc21C). The record is from RefSeq and is a predicted model, not a curated record. NCBI's taxonomy places the organism in Eukaryota, Metazoa, Arthropoda, Insecta, Diptera, Culicidae. The coding region runs from base 1610 to 5794 and encodes 1394 amino acids. The transcript is spliced from 19 exons. Gene Ontology annotation, molecular function: calcium ion binding; phosphatidylinositol-4,5-bisphosphate phospholipase C activity. Gene Ontology annotation, biological process: phosphatidylinositol-mediated signaling; lipid metabolic process.
GUCCGAGCAGGAGAGUUGUGGAUUUCAUAGUGGAAAAGUCUUGCAAAAUGAUCACGUCUAUCAAUUAGCUAAAGUACGGUAUCGCGUUCGGUGCUGGAUUUGCUUGCAUCUGUGCUGUGUGGCAUAGCGAGGUGUACUGUCAAAAAAAGGUUCAUACGAUUUUGUACGGUGGAUGCUGUAAGCUUUGUACGGUGGAUCCUUGGAUCACUCAUCACUGGGGCUGGCCGUCAAUUCGGAAGAGCCGUUCGCUCGGUGUGUCCACACCUGGGGACUUUUUCCCUUCUCGGUACUUAUCUAGGCCACACCAAUAUUUCGCUCUCGCGGAUAGUGUCGGUUGCUUCGUGGAAUCGCUCGGUCAUUCGUGUGCCGUAAGAAUAAGCCCCCCGAAAAUCCAGUGAGACAGAGGCUCGUAUCGUUUGGUGGUUUGGAUAAGAAGGCUGCAGUUGUUCAGGCGGAUUGUGAUUGCUUGCUGUGUCAGCAGAGUGGUGUUCUAUCGUUAUGCUAAACUGCUAGUUAUUAUAUGGUUUAUGUUCUGAAAAGUGCUGAAUUGCAAAAAUUUGGUAGUAUUCAAAAUCACGGAGAAUUUAAGCAAGUGUCAGGAACGUCCUCCAGCGAGUAUGAAAAAGAAACGGUCGUUACGACACAAGUGAUGUGCAAACUUUGUUCGGCUUGAAAUGUUUGUACCAAUCAAUUGUGAUGUUAUGAAAAUAGAGAUCAGAAAAAAGGUGUUUUCAAGUUCAAGGGAAUUCGGUUCUAUUUAGCACAGCAGGGAGAGGAAACUGAAGCAACCUUUUCGGUUCAGUGAUCGAUUACGCUAGAACAACUACUGGAGGUGGAGGUUUUUAACAUAUUAUCCAUAUAUUUCUACGGAGUAUUCAAAUAAACUCGACCCCACCGUCAUUGUGAGAUCAUGUGCAAACUAGACCCUGCGGAUGAUGUGAAUCUCACACAAAAUCUCUAAUCUUGAAUAGAGCUGAUGUUCUACAGAUGCUGUAUGUAAAUAAAGUUUCGCCGUGUCAUGCAGAUAUCAGACAGUUUUAGUGUAACAUUUGUAGAUUACGUCUGCAGAUUCAUGUGGUUUGAAAUGACUUGACCUGUCAUUAAACAUACACAAAGCAAUAAACGCUGAGGAGAGAGAGACUAAAACACCGUCGAACCAGUUCAGCUUCCUGUCGUAGGUUCCGAGCAGUUUCCACAAAAAAGGCACGAGUGCUCCGAGUAACCACUUUGUAUCGGUCAUUCCAGAGGAACGGAUUGCGUAUUUGCAGUAAUUAAAAACGACACCGGAGUUUCUGCAUGAGGUAUAAAUGACCGAUACCAAGAACCAGCCAUGAAACGAACAUCACACACUCAGGUUCGGAAGGUAUAGGAAAUGCAACCAAGGGAACGGAAACAAUCAUCGGAAAAUUAAGGAAACGGGUUCAAAAGUUCAUCGCUCGGGGAAAAUUACUGUUGAUUAUUAGGGAACCAUUUACGGUGCAAUAAAUACCGAUAAUUGGGAACAAUUCCGCGUGUGUAAGAUAGAGAGAGAUAUGAUUACAAAUUGAGUGACGUUUGUGUGUUUUCGAAAAAUCUAAAUUAAAAAUAUCGUUGGAUUGAAGUGCAAACAAUGGCUUCCUCGUCGGUGGCAUUGAGCGCAGAGGGAAGUGGCAAACAGCAGCAAUCUCCGCGAAGCGCUGGUGGAAUGGCAGCGGUGAAUCCAACGGCCGUGAAGUUGGGUACGAUGGAGGUGCCGAAGGCGCUGCAGGAAGGCGAAAAAUUUCUCAAAUGGGAUGAGGACUCUUGCAACGGAACUCCGGUGACGGUUCGUGUGGACGCAAAAGGUUUCUAUCUGUACUGGGUCGAUCAAAAUCAUGAGAUGGAUCUGCUUGACAUUGCCACGAUCCGGGAUGUGCGUACGGGCCAAUAUGCCAAAAAGCCACGAGAUAUCAAACUGCGACAAAUUGUCACGAUGGGCUCGCAGGAUACUUUGGAGGAGAAAACUGUAACGGUUUGCUAUGGAGCCGAUUUUGUCAACGUCAACUUUAUGAAUUUUUGCUGCACUCGGAAGGAGAUUGCCCGGCUAUGGUGCGAUGAAUUGAUCCGAAUGGCUUACAAUCUGACGCAACUAAACGGACCAGCGAUAAUGUUUCUUCAGAAGGCUUACACCAAGCUUUGCCUGCAGGUCGACAAGAGCGGGAAGGUUCCUGUGAAGAACAUCAUCAAAACGUUCGCCACCAACAAGGACGAUCGGCGGCGCGUGGAAAAGGCCCUCGACGUUUCCGGAUUGCCAUCAGGAAAGGGUGACACACUAGCUCUUUCCAAGUUCCAGUUCGAGGACUUUUUCAAUCUGUACAAAAACCUCACCCAACGGGGCGAAGUUGAGAAGGUGUACGAUGAACUGGUCGGAACAUCCAAACGGCGUUUCAUGUCCACAUCGCAGUUGGUGGAUUUUCUGAACAAAACGCAGCGGGACCCUCGGCUUAACGAAAUCCUACAUCCGUACGCAAACACGGCCCGGGCCAGAGACAUCAUUCAGGAGUACGAGCCGAACAAGUUCAACGCUCAGAAGGGACAGCUAAGCUUCGAUGGUUUUCUGAGGUAUUUGAUGUCGGAAGAUAAUCCAAUUAUGGCAGCGAGUAAACUGGAUCUCUGCGACGAUAUGGAUCAACCGCUGUCUCACUACUUCAUCAAUUCAUCGCACAACACCUACCUUACCGGGCAUCAGCUUACGGGGAAAAGUUCGGUGGAAAUAUACCGGCAAAGUUUGCUGGCUGGAUGCAGAUGUGUUGAAUUGGAUUUCUGGAACGGUCGCACUGAGGAGCCAGUGAUUGUCCAUGGCUACACCUUCGUCCCGGAGAUCUGCGCCAAAGAUGUACUAGAAGCAAUAGCUGAAACAGCGUUCAAGACAUCCGAAUUUCCUGUGAUAUUGAGUUUCGAAAACCAUUGUAAUCCAAGGCAGCAGGCAAAAAUAGCAAAUUACUGUCGUGAUAUUUUUGGAGAUAUGUUACUAGAUAGGCCCAUAGAUACCCACCCACUCGAACCCGGUACGGAUCUACCCCCACCUGCGCUACUGAAGCGAAAAAUUAUCAUUAAGAAUAAGAAAAAGCACCACCACCAUCAUCAUCACCAUAAAAAGGGUACUGCCACUAGCCCGCUGGCAGCAGGAGCAGCGGCAGCCAUGGUGGCGAAUAGCAACGUAACCAACAACAAUGUUAGCAGUAACAUAAAUGCAAACACCACUUCCGCCUCACUAAUGGCGACCGCAGCGGCAGAAACGGCCACUAUGAUUACCACCGGCACUGGCCAUGGCUCCGUAGCAGCCAGCGCAAGCUUACAACCGCAGCAAUCCAGGGAAGAAAGCACCGUCACCGGCACGCCCAGCACCAAUAGCAACAGUAUCAACAACACCCCAAUCAUCGCUACCGCUAUCACCACAAACAGCACCGCUAGCGUCGCCAGCGCACAGGCACCCGUGACCGGUAAUGGCGACGUACCGCACCAUGCACCCCCAUUACAGCAAAUCCGCCAGAGUUCAAAAGAAAGCACCGGAUCAUCGGACACCGACAGCUCCAGUGAGGACGAAUCGAUGCCGGGUGAACCAGUCGGAACAAUCGGAUCCACCGAAGCGGACAAAGUACCGCAGACAAAAGAGACUGAAGCAGGGGCGGAAAUUUCCGCCCUAGUGAAUUACGUUCAACCUGUACAUUUUAGUAGUUUUGAGAACUCCGAAAAGAAGGCACGCUACUACGAGAUGUCUUCAUUUGAUGAGAAACAGGCGACCACGCUGCUGAAGGAACGACCGAUUGAGUUUGUCAACUACAACAAACAUCAGCUGUCGCGUGUCUAUCCGGCGGGAACGCGUUUCGACAGUUCCAACUUUAUGCCACAGUUAUUUUGGAAUGCCGGAUGCCAAUUGGUGGCACUCAACUACCAGACCCUUGAUCUCGCUAUGCAACUUAAUUUGGGUUUGUUCGAGUACAAUCAUCGUUGCGGUUUCCUGCUCAAGCCGGAGUUUAUGAGGCGAAAGGACCGACGGUUGGAUCCGUUCGCUGAAAGCACGGUCGAUGGUAUCAUUGCUGGAACGGUGAUAGUGACGGUGAUGUCCGGUCAAUUUCUGACCGAUAAAAAAGUUGGCACGUACGUUGAGGUGGACAUGUUUGGCCUACCGGCCGACACGGUGAGGAAAAAAUUCCGCUCGAAAAUAGUGCGAGAUAACGGCAUGAAUCCAAUCUACGGUGAGGAGCCGUUUGUGUUCAAGAAAGUUGUCCUACCGGAACUGGCUAGUAUCAGGGUAGCGGCUUACGAAGAAGGCGGAAAGUUGAUUGGGCAUCGGGUGCUUCCGGUGAUUGGACUUUGUCCCGGGUACAGGCACCUCACGCUGCGAACGGAAGUGGGCCAACCCAUUCCACUUGCGACGUUAUUUUUGUCGAUUGUAGUGAAGGAUUACGUUCCCGAUGGACUGUCGGAGCUGGCAGAAGCUUUGGCAAACCCGAUCAAGUAUCAAAGUGAACUAGAGAAACGAUCGGAACAACUGGCCGUGCUGCAGGAAGAUAUGGAACCAGUGGAGGAAGAUUCAUUUGUGAUUAUUCCUGUAGGUACUCGGAAGGACACACUGAGAACUAGUGACAACCUGACAGGAAGUCCAAAACAUCGCCCGAGUGUGCAGCCAUUAACACCAAAUGCAGCAGGACUCCACGACACCGUGCAGCACGAACGAGAAAUACCUUUGGAAGCGAUAUCGAAAGUAGUAUCUUUGCCGGUGGCACAAGCUUCACUUGAUCAUCAUAGUCCGCAGUUGAAUAAGCAAACCACAAUCCAACAGCAAGAACGGCUGUCAUCAGCUCAAUCCACCGAUCAGUCCGAUGCUGGUAAAAUAAUUGCUGAUCCAUUGGAGAAAAUCUUCGAGGACAAACAGUUGCGAAAGAAACGGGAUGCGCUGGAAAAGGAACUGAAGGCUCUGAAAAAGAGUCACGAUAAGGACAAAAUUAAAGUGACCUCACAGAAAAGUGGUGAUCUCAGUGACGGUAUCAAGAAGAGUAAAUUUGGAAUGGGUAACAAGUUGGUCAAACGGUUCAGCAGUAAAAAUAUGGCAGACAUGAACAUACGGAUACCGCCAUGUUCUACCGAUGCGGACUCGUGUGACAACAGUGCGCAUGCAGAAAAGUUGAAACAGAUCUGUCGUGAUCACGCGAGUAGUUUUCGGGAGGUGCUGGAGAAACACCACGAGGUGAUAUACAACCUGGCCGAGGAUCUACUGCGUCAAUCGCAGGAAAAUCAGAUAAAACAACUUAAGGGACAACUGGAACGGGAAACCAGCGAGGUGAUGAGACAACUGCAGCUUUCGAGAAAAAAUGAAGUCAAGCAGCUUGCGCAGGUUCAUAAGGACAAGGAUGAAUUGGAAAGGAUGAAGCGAGAAGUUGACUCAACGCUGGUGGAAAAGGGUGUUGCCGAACGCGUCCGCCUAACAGCGACAUACGAACGAAAACGAGACGAACUGCAACGGCAGCACGAACAGGUGAAACAAGGACUUGAGGAACAUCGUUUGAAGGCUAGAACAUUACUUGAAAAGGAGGCAGAAUCUCAUGCGUGUAUUUCGGAAACGUUUUUGACACAUCUCAAUACCAACAGCAGCACGACGAGCGGUUCAUCGAUAGUCACUCUGCCACCGACGUCGCAUUCUAGUGGCAAUUUGUGCACCAGUGGGGGAGGUGGAGGAGGAGCCGGAUCGGUAACCCCAGCCAUUACCAAGUCUAUUUCUUCGUCGAACGCACACGAAAACAAUGUUAACAAUACUCACGUUCAGCUGGAGUGAUAUCCUUAAGCUAGUCAUGUAGAUUCUAGAACAGAAAACGACGGAAAGCAUCGCUUCGGUGAGAAGCCUGGUUCAAUGAUGCCUACAGUAAAAAUUUUGCCCAAAUUUGGACAGGAAUUGGUUUUAUUAGCUGAAGGAGAUUGAGCUUCUUUAUCUGCGUAGGACUGAAGUUUCAGGGUAAUAGAAACUACGUUCGUCUGCUAGAGUAUUUUUUAGGCGGUUGUUAGACUAUUCUUCCGAUGUUCGUACAAAACGGAAUUCCAUUUUUUUGUUGCUGUUGUACGGAAACUACUGGCCUAACUAACAUAACAUGAUUUAAGCGGUUGAGCAGUUAUUCGCUGUGAGCUGUACAUAUUUGCUUUGAAUCUAAGAUUAGUUUUUCGUUUGUUUUCAUACACUUUAUUGAUUUCAGAAGAUAUGACGUUGAACGUCUCAAUCAGUAACAGAUUUCAGAAUCUGCGAAUAUUUAAUCUAGGAACAUAAAAAAAAUAUGACAAUUGAAACCGUGAAAAUAAUAACAGUAAAGAGAAACACGCAACUCGUUGACGGGUAAUAUAACAUUAAACUAAAAUGCAAACUGGUAAGCAUUGAAUAGAUGUGUGAAAAUAGGAAACAUUUGAAAAGUGGUAGGUAAUUGAAAGUGGCAGUAUUUUGAAUUAAUCAGACGAUUAGGUAAAUAUUGACAACACAAAGUCUCGAAUCACUUCUGCUGGAAUAAGGCCACAGAUAGCUUGGAGUAUACUGUGCAGAAGAAGUAGUAAUAGUUUCCAAGUUAAUUGCUAUAUUGGAUGUGAAACUCAUGGUUACAUCCUAUCAGUACAUUCAUGCUGCCUGUUGGAGUAAAUAUUUGUCUCAUCGACCUUGAAAUUUUGUUCUAGUCUCGUUAAAUUAUUCUUAUCCGGUUUAGGAAUCAGCGUCCAUACGAGGUGUCAGCUUCUACGCAGCGAGGAGGUUCACAUGGAACUUGUUCUGUAUUUUCAAGUUCUCAAAAGCUCCGUGUGUACUUUUAACCAGCAAGAAAGUGGAUGGUUUAAGUAAAUGUGAAACUUUUGGUUACUUGGAAUUACACUUCAACCGUCGAAUCAGGAUGGUCGAAUCCGAAUUUAUUACAAUAGACGAGUAACGGAACAUAGGACCUUUUAUUUGAAUUUAAAUUUGUGAAAAUCGGCUCGACCAUCUCUAAGUGAAAUUCACGCACAUCUACAUUUCCCGAUCUCAACGAACUGAAUAGAUUGAUGUAUGACAAUCGUAGCUCCGGGUCUUUGCUGAAAGAGUGGUUUUGCAUAUGCUAUUCAAGAAAGGCAAAGCAAAGUGACUUCAAGGAGACUAAUUUUACUCAUUUGUUUUUUCAAAUUGAAUAUAGGGGAAAGUGUUAUAAUAUGCCGUUCUUAAGACAACUUUGAGGUAAUUUCAAAUGUAUGAUUAUAUUCUCCUCGAGAAUGUGAGUCUUUCAUUGCAAUACGACUGACGAACAUAAUUUUGAAUGUUUCUGGUAUUAGUAAAGAGAACGAAUUGAUAGUAGUUUUUGCAAUGACUGAGCGGAAAUAUAUAUUGGAGAGGCCAACUGAAUGAAAAACUAACAGAAAAAAUGAUUUAUUGGAAAAAAGAUACGCUCAGAGACAGGACUCGAACCUGCGUUCUUAUACGUUAAUGUUCUAGUUCUAGAUGCAUAAUUUAUGUCAGUUACAGUGUUUUACUUGUGUUUCAAAUAUACAAAAAAUAGAACGGCAUCGUAGACCAGUUUAAAAUUUGACAGAAAAACUGGUCGAAUAAAUAAAAAAAGAACGGCUUGUUGGGGAUAUGUUUGUUCCAGUUUCUGCUCUAUUAUAGAUCUUUCAGAUUAUAGAACUUCUACCUGCUGAAUUUGCUCUUAUGUUAUGUCCAGAGCUGUAUCAUUUCUACUGGUUGCCUCCUAAAGAUUGUCUAGAUCAAUUAAGGGAACUAUUCAUAUUAUCACAAUAACCGCGAGCAAGCUAAUAACGGAUAAGCUUGUUCACACGUAUUGAAUAUACGGAAACUUUAAUUAAUGUAAGGGCGUUGCAUGUCCCUCACUUGCGGAGUAACUUUGAGUGAUUCAGAAAUCAUGCCCAUAAAAAAGGCGAGUGGGUAAUGUCAGAGACAUAACUGGAUGUCGUGAAUACGAAAACAACUGACAUGUCCCUAACACUUCCGAAUAUCAAUUAGUUGGUCAAUUGUAUGAAUUAUGCAAGCAUUCCCCUUUUUCACAUUUUUCGCAAAAACAAAGAAGGCUUCACUUGAUCUCGAUUACUGUGAAUUUCACACAGCGAAAAGUGCACAAAUCUAUUCAAACUGUUCUAGAUUUGCACUAAACUGAAGAUAUUUACCUUCGAUUUGCGAAGAAGAAAUCCUAAUAGUUCUUUAGAAAUCUUUUAGAGCCAUUGGAACGGCUGAUUUGGUGUGAUGCUCUUCACCUUUGUCCCCAUUUCGUUGUUUUUUCACCAAUGCAAACGACUAGUAGCUGCGACGUAAUCGCUCUUGUCGGAAGCGAAACUAGCUUUGCAAACGACACAAAAUACAUCUGCUCGCAGUGGCGAUAGAAUCCAAACUGAUCCAAUUUUUGGUAAGAGGUUUCUUUUUAAGUGAUUUCGUUUGUAGCUUUUUCACUAAUGUGUGGUCCUAACGGCUAUAAAAAUAGCAGCAUAUAGAAUUUUAAUGUUGAUUAUUUCAUUUCGGAUUUGCAUUUCGUUGAAAGAAUCUAUCAGGAUGCUGUACGGGAUUCAUUCCUGCCUUUCAGAAGGACCAAAUUGUGGAACUCACUACGACAUUAAGCACUGUUCGGAACAUUUUUCUCGAACGAUUUGAUGUACAGAAGCAGAUAUUUUGUUCUCUUCCUCAGAACGCGUUCUGAUUGGCUGGUGUUGACAUGGGUCAAAUGAGACAGGUUUUUCAAUAGUGUCCUAUUUAAAUACUUCAAUGCUGUUGCUAUACACGUUUAAGUUGAAAAAUUUUGAUUCUAUUGGUAGUUAGAUUUUAUAAAUCUUUCCACAGAUUACUGAGCUGUGAACUUUCAAAAUACGAGAAAGGCAAACGCGCCUUAUGAAUUAUCCUCUUUGAUACUCGUUUAUACCAAACAUUUCAGAAAAGUUUAAAAUUGAAUUAUUUGAGAUUAUGUCACACAACUGAAAAUUUUAUCAUAAAAUUGUGAUCAUAUUUCCGAUGGCAUGUAGCAAAAAUUAUAUUGAUUCGUUAGAUACAACAAGAGAUAUUCACGAUCAAAAACUUAUCACUCUCUCAGAGGGUAAAUUUUGAAAAGGCGCCCCAUAUUAAAGUAAGUCGUAUUCACGACAAAAUGUGUAUAAAUUUUAUUGAAAUUUUGUUUCCACUACGUUAAAUCAGUAUUUUUGUUAGGAAAUUGAAUUAUCGGAGAAGUUUUGAUCCUCUGAUAGAGUCAAAAUGAUAAAUCUCUCAGCAUCAACCAUCAUUGCGAUGUAAUUAGGAUCACAGAUUUCCACUGCGUUGGCGGCUCAAUGCCUAGGACGCUGGUCUUACAAACCAGUAGUCGUAUGUUCGAGCCCCUACUUGGAAGGAUUCUUAGUGUCAGUAGGAUCGUAGUUAUGUACUGGCCAUGCGAUGAUUCUGUGCGCUAAGAAUCGGCAACGAAGUCUGUUGAAUCAGAAAGGCCAAAUUCCACAUAAGGAAUGUAAUGCAUGACAUUACUUUGCAUAACUGCAACUUCAAACAAUUUUACGGCAAAAUUCGCAUAAAACAUGCUUCUGUUCUGACGAUGUACAAAUUCGAAAUGAAUUUGAGACAAAUUACAAAUCCUGCUAAAAGUACGGCAUAGAGAAGUUUGAGAGCGUUGGAAUGAUUGUAAUGAUUAGAUUACAUUGAUGAAUAAAAUCGAUAUUGACCAAAAAAAUCAGCGUUUACUGUCGGAUGGGUUUCCAUAAAGAUAGGAUUAUAAUUGAGUGCUGCAGCGGCCGAGUAAAGCAAAGCAUGCUCGGUUCUUUUAUUCAGUUAGGUUGUCUCUUCAUGUGUUUUCAUGUGCAGGGUAGUUUAGUUGGCAAAACAAUUUCCCCGGAUAGGAGCUACGGGUUCGAGUUCCGUCUCUGCGGUAAAAUUUUCGCGGUUUUCGUUACAUAGUUGCAUAAGUUUGUCAUUUUUUACUUCUGUUUACCUCGUAAGGUACUAAUCAAAUAAAAAAAAGCGUUUUUAGGUAGUCACACAACUUAUUAAGUGUUGUGUUACGGUAUUUCCACUAGAAUGGUUCCGGAAAUCAGAAGGUAUAUGAGUGCUUCUCCCCCGCAUUUUCUCCCAGAUGGACUGAGUAAUGAAUACUUAUUCGACAGCUUGUUUCGAGUGUUCUUUAAAUACGAUUGACAACUGCAACACUGUCAUUGAUCUUUUAGUGUUUUAGUUGAAAAGUCAGGUGAUUUUUGCCAUUUUAUUACAGUCUAGAUUGAAAAAUGGACGAUACCAGUUCCAAUCAGCCCGACUGGUUGUUCUCAUAGAAUAAUUACCAAUUAAAUUACUAUUAAAAUGUUAAUUCUCGAAUAUUUGAUUAGGAAUUGAGUUUUUUACUGCUGGGAUAUCAAAAUUCACCUAUAGAGAUCUAUCUCGCCGAUUUUUUGUGUGCAGUAUACUCCAAAGCAAAUCACUGGACAGUCAGGACGGAAUUAGCUUAACAGUAACGUAGAUCGAAACAAAAAUGCAGCAAUGUAAUUGAAAUGCUAUUUUAGACAACAUAUUAUCUAGUUAUAUUUAACGUUGAUGUGUUUGUAUAAUAGUAAUAAAGCAAUCAAGGGCAAAUGAAAUCAGUAGCAUAAUAAUUAGUAUAGUAAGAUUUCUUGUAACUACCAAGGUAAAGAAAAACCAAACCAAAACGCAACGCACUAUUUGAAUUGAAUGUAAAACUUUUCGAUGAUUGCACUUCUGGGCAACAUCAUUAACCAAUAAUAAAGAAAAAUGAACAUACACACAAACAAAUAAAAACAGCAUAUGUCAAAAUUACAGCAGUAUCCAUCACUUGUUUGUAUUUUCGCCUUUGUAAAUGUUGUGUGUCAAAAAGUUCUGAUACAAUAUUUAUGAACGAAACAAACACUAACAAUAAAAGGAUGUUUGGAGAAUUUUGUCAGUAGAUAACGGAAAGUGAAUAUUUUAACCAGUAGACAGUAGUAAGAAAACAGUCAAAACGCAUUGGGCGGAAUAGUGAGCAGUAGGUAUUAGUGCAAAAAAGUGAUACUUAACAGUUAGAGAAUGAAUAAGCAAAGGUAGCACCAGUGGUACUUGUUGGCAAAGGAAUCUCCGAAGUGAGCAUAAUCUUUUAGAUAUUUAUCGACUCUCGACUGUAACGUUAGCUAUAAGACACCGUGUAAAUAAGGUAAUUUAUUAUUGGUUUUAGUUUUGUGUUCCGUAACAAGUAUCGUUUAAAUAAUUCUAAUGACAAUCAAUGAAUGUGUGAGUAUUACAUUUAGCCAUUCUUCCUCAUUUGUUGGUUCCGUUUGUUUAUCACAUUGCUUAAAGUUGUUCUCUUUUGCAAUACAGCAACUUCGAAAAAGUUUCCUAGUACAUGUUUCAAUUCAAUUUAUGAAUAUACAAUAACAUCGUUUCGAUUUUCUAACGAAUACAACACUUAUGAUGCUGUGAACAAACAAAUUGAAAUUGGAAUACAUGGCUAUCCAAAAACAUUGGACUUGUAAACUGAAAACAAGGAGAAAUAAACUUUUUCUAUCUCUAUGUGCCUUGUGUAUAAAAAAAAGUCUUUACUUAAAAAUAUAGUCAUCACCGGAAACCUUCGUCUAUCAGCAACAGAUAACAAACAAAUAAACAGAAUACUAUUGAAGCAACAUUUAGACAAACUUGAGAAAUGCUGUUAGCAUAAUUUAAUAAGAAAUGAACAGAAAAUCGAUAACACCAUUCCACUUGUGACGCUGUAAGAUAAAUUAUGUAAUGAUGAAUGUUAACCGUUAAGAAAUACGAUUAGAGAAAAACAAAAACGUUAUUUGAACCACUCACCGAAUUUUACCAUCCAUCCCAUUUUACGAUCCCAGAACCAAAACUAUGUCCCUUCACGAUACGAUUGAGUCAGCAGCUAUACCGAGACUUAAUACACAUAUACACAUACUAUAGUAAUAUGACGAACAACUUUGGGUUUCAUCACCGAGCAGAAAAAAAACUUUUGAGAUAUGUCUUUACUUUUUACCAAUUCUAGUUAUGGACUAACGAAUCGGAGAAAAAACCUGUACAUUUAAAGAAAACAGUAUCUAAUUGUGACUACAAACAAACGCAACGUUAUUAACAUUAGAACAGAUAAACAAUUGUUUCAUUGACCCACCGUUUCAGGGUUUAGAAUGAAGUUACCUAUAAGACCGACCGACGCUUCAGAUGAAUUUACUUGGCAAAAUAUGAGCUCGGUUCAUUAUGGUUAAAAUAAGAUAAAAACAAUUGGACGAAAAUAUAACUCAAGUCAGCUAUUUGAUUAGCGUUUAGUGUGUGUAACAAAGUGACAAUGACUUUGAUAAUGUCUAUUGUUGACGUUUUUCUCUGCAACAUAGUGGCAUAUUAAAACGUAUUGCAAGAAAUCUGACACGUCAGCGGCAAUGAAACAAGUUCAUACUAGCUAAUAAUCCUGAUGAGAAAAUAAGCGUUAACCGGUCUAUAUAACCACUUGUACAAAACUUUUUUUUUUUAAAGAAAACCCGCGGAAUUGAAAAAAAGUAUUGUAACUGCUGCUAGCAUGUAUCUACGCGGCGAAAACUAUUGGAAUUAUUGGAUUGGAACUAUGAAGAGUCAUCUACUCUGAUACCAGAUAACAAUAAUGCAUGCAUAAAUAUAUAAAUAUAAAAACACAGCAUGGAACUUCUCUAUUUAGUGAAAUUGAUUAGGUGUUGACUAGUAUUAUGGAAGCAGGAAAUAAAAAGUUGUAAACCAAAUAAGAUAAACAAAAGCAUGGAAUAUUGUUGUGAUGCAAAACUGUACUGCUACACACAUCAACAGAAUAAACAGAAUCUUGAAGAAACGGACAA